Molecule: messenger RNA, 986 nt
Organism: Verruconis gallopava
Lineage: Eukaryota; Fungi; Ascomycota; Dothideomycetes; Venturiales; Sympoventuriaceae
Exons: 3
Coding region: 402-740 (112 amino acids)
Source: RefSeq, a predicted model, not a curated record
CUAUGCUUGAUCGUCUUUAGCACGUCGAUGGAACCAAUCACGUCGGAAUCGCAACCUCGAUUUCAAUCUCCGGUACGUGGGCGAUUGCUUGGCGGGUCGUCCUGUGUGAUCUUCGGCCCAACGAACACCUGAAUCCGGACAAAGAAUUGCCUUCGUCCUCCACACGAUAGUACACCACGUCUCCGGCCUUUGUCUUUGUCUCGCAUCCAGCCUGCCCCUCCCGAGCCCGGCAUGUUCGCAACGGCCUUGUCUAUGACCUGGCUGCACCAGCUUGAGACGUAUCAAUUUCUCGGCAUUCAGACCCUCUGCGUGCUUUCGGCCUGGAUAAUCGCGAGUCGCGAUCAGGAAGCACGAGCGGAGGACAAGGCAAAGACCAUCCCCAGGAACGCCUGACAGCCAUCAUGUCUAGUAUGAUGCGAGCUCUGAAUGUUUUCAAACGUCCCCUCCAAUUGCACUCGACAAGACCUAUGACCGGCUUCCUGCGCGACGGAUAUUGCAAGGUGCCUCCCAGUGAUUUUGGCAAUCACAGCGUAGCUGCCAUAGUCACGGAUGAAUUCUUGGACUUUUCAGCUUCCAAAGGCAAUGACUUGCGACGGGCUGGCCUGACUGACGGCUGCAAGUGGUGCCUCUGCGUAAGUCGUUGGAAGGAGGCACUCCUGGCCAGUAAAGGUCCGGACGACAGAGUGGUACCAAAGUGCGACAGCAUGACAGCGUUCUCUUGUUUGGGCCGCGACUGCUAACCACUUCUAGGGUUGUGCUCAAUGCGACGAACAUCACGGCUCUCGAAGAGGUAGACAUCGAAGAUCUCAAACGGUAUUCUGUCGACAUGCUCCAGGAUAAACCUGUUUUGUGGCAAUGAACGCAUACAUAUCAAACACGUGUCUCAUCAUAAUCGUCUACUUGUACUUUCUAUCAAGAUUUCCGGUAUUUGAAUGCGUAUUUCGGCUCCAAGGCUGCAAAGCCAGAGCUGUCGACCUUGGGCAAAA